This is a messenger RNA of Humulus lupulus (European hop), 1716 nucleotides long. RefSeq names its product ABC transporter B family member 19-like. The coding region runs from base 208 to 1716 and encodes 502 amino acids. The transcript has 11 exons. Gene Ontology annotation, molecular function: ATP hydrolysis activity; ATP binding; ABC-type transporter activity. Gene Ontology annotation, biological process: transmembrane transport. The record is from RefSeq and is a predicted model, not a curated record. Gene Ontology annotation, cellular component: membrane. Lineage: Eukaryota; Viridiplantae; Streptophyta; Magnoliopsida; Rosales; Cannabaceae.
CGGUUUUCAUUUCCUUCUUGUAGUUAUAUCACAUGUUAUGUUUCACCUUAGUAACUAGCUAAUUGUUCUAGGUUUUUUCAUAAUUGUUUUCUGUCUUAUGCUAUUGCACAAGUACGGACAAUCUACUCGUAUGUUGGCGAAAGCAAGGCCCUAAAUUCCUAUUCAGAUGCCAUUCAAAAUACGUUGAAGCUUGGCUACAAGGCGGGAAUGGCCAAAGGUUUGGGAUUAGGAUGUACCUAUGGUAUUGCUUGCAUGUCGUGGGCCCUUGUUUUCUGGUAUGCGGGCGUGUUCAUCAGAAAUGGCCAGAGUGAUGGGGGGAAAGCUUUCACUGCUAUAUUCUCUGCCAUUGUUGGUGGCAUGAGCUUGGGUCAGUCAUUCUCAAACCUUGGGGCAUUCAGCAAAGGUAAAACAGCUGGAUACAAGUUGAUGGAGAUUAUCAAUCAAAAGCCAACCAUAACUCAAGACACAUUAGUUGGAAAAUGCUUGGACGGGGUUAAUGGCAAUAUAGAAUUCAAGGAAGUAUCUUUCAGCUACCCAUCAAGGUCAGAUGUUUUCAUUUUCCGAAACUUUUCAAUCUUCUUCCCUGCUGGGAAAACUGUUGCUGUUGUUGGUGGAAGUGGAUCAGGAAAGAGCACUGUUGUCUCUCUCAUCGAAAGAUUCUAUGAUCCUAAUCAGGGACAGGUUUUGCUGGAUAAUGUAGACAUAAAAACAUUGCAAUUGAAAUGGUUACGCGAUCAAAUUGGGCUAGUGAACCAAGAGCCUGCACUCUUUGCGACCACCAUAUUGGAAAACAUACUCUAUGGAAAGCCGGAUGCAACAAUGGCGGAAGUAGAAGCUGCAACUUGUGCAGCAAAUGCUCAUAGUUUCAUUACUUUGCUCGGUUACAACACUCAGGAAACUUACGACGCAGGGGUGGGAGAACGAGGAGUCCAACUCUCUGGUGGCCAAAAACAGAGAAUUGCAAUUGCAAGAGCUAUGUUGAAAGAUCCCAAAAUCCUUCUCCUUGAUGAAGCAACCAGUGCGCUUGAUGGGGGGUCAGAGAGCAUUGAUCAAGAGGCUCUAGACAGGCUCAUGGUUGGAAGAACAACCGUAGUUGUGGCUCAUAGACUAUCCACCAUAAGAAAUGUUGACAUUAUUGCUGUUAUACAACAAGGACUAGUUGUUGAGACAGGAACACAUGAAGAGGGGUGCUCAACCAGUGAAAUGGGCCAUGAGAUUGAGGGUGGCUUUGCAUCUGACAUAAGCUUUGGAAUAUUUGAAACUGAAGAGCCAUUUCUUCAUGACUUUAGUAAUGGAAAUUCCAAGAAAAAUUAUGUUGAUGGAAAAAGCAUUGCUGCACUUGAUCUAAUUCAUGGCAAGAAUUUUCUGAUGCUUAUGGAUUCUGCUCUAGAGGGUUAUUUUUCAAAUGAUGAUGGAACUGAACUUGUGCGUUUAGCUUCCCGAUGUUUGCAGUAUGAAGCACGUGAGAGACCAAAUGCAAAGUCUCUUGUCACUUCUUUCAUGUCUCUUCAGAAAGAAACAGAGAGUUACAAUAAGCACUUAACAAUUUGUGAUUCUGACAAUGUUUUGGUAAAAGAUGAAAGUAUCUUUAGAAUGGGUCCAUUAUUAAGAGUUGAUCAUCCAGGUCUUAAUGAGAAAUUAAAAUGCAUGAAGCAACAUGCUUUUAGAUCAAUUUUGGAAGAUGAAAAGAGUGGAAAUGGAUUAUGCAAACAAUGA